Phyllopteryx taeniolatus (common seadragon) is the source of this 2862-nucleotide messenger RNA. RefSeq names its product nuclear VCP like (gene nvl). Gene Ontology annotation, molecular function: ATP hydrolysis activity; ATP binding; preribosome binding. The coding region runs from base 170 to 2746 and encodes 858 amino acids. The record is from RefSeq and is a predicted model, not a curated record. NCBI's taxonomy places the organism in Eukaryota, Metazoa, Chordata, Actinopteri, Syngnathiformes, Syngnathidae. Gene Ontology annotation, biological process: ribosome biogenesis. The transcript has 24 exons. Gene Ontology annotation, cellular component: nucleus.
CUGCCGGAAAUGAAGAAGAAGAAGCAGAAGAAGAAGAAGCAGAAGAAGAAGCAGAAGAAGAAGAAGAAGUAGCAGCAGCAGCACCGGAAACGGAAACGGGGGAGCAUCUUUACUGUGUCUUUACGGAAAAGUAUUCUCCAAGAUUCGAAUUCUAAAGCUCAUAAAUGAAAUGGACAUGAAGAACCGAGGUGGUGGGUACCUGGAUGUUCGGCUUCGACAGAGAUUGGAACAGUAUUUGGCUUCCAGCGAUAAUGAAGUGGAUCUAUGCUCUAUAGCCCUAGAACUUCAAAAACAGUACAGACUGGAGUAUGGUAGAAGAAACAAGACAGCAUUCCGAAUUCAAGUUGAGAGAGUGUACCAAGCAAUAAAAAUGGAGUAUGGACUGAAUGAUCUGGAAAACACCCACGUGGCCAAGCGAGCCAAGCACAUCCACAAUGAACCUGGUGACGACAGCUGCAACAGCUCAGAAGAUAUGCUGGACAAAACUAACCCCAGUCACAUGAACAGCUCUCUUACAUCGCUAUACCGGAAAGGAAACUCUGAUUCCAGCUCCUACUCUACUAUUCGAGAGAUGCCUGAUACAAGUACAGUGUCCACAGGAGGGUGGUUCAUUGAUCGAGGCCAAGGUUCUGCAAAGACCAAAAUCUUCAUCGACCUGAGUAAAGAUCAGCCUAUUGAUGCAGUAAAUAAAGAAGUUUCCAUGUUGGAGGCAAGUAAAAAGUCAGUGAAAAGAAAAAAGAAGACUUAUGAAAACGCAGAGACCCUGACAACGAGCAAGAAAGGAAUUCUAUUGGCAAACUCAACAUCAACAAAGCUGCAUUAUCCCACUCUGAAGUUUGAAGAUGUUGGUGGUAAUGAAGGGACAUUCACGGAAGUGUGUAAACUGCUCAUCCACAUGCGGCACCCAGAGAUAUACCAGCAACUGGGAAUGGUUCCUCCCAGGGGCUUUCUCCUCCAUGGACCUCCUGGUUGUGGAAAAACCCUGCUUGCACAAGCUGUGGCAGGGGAGUUGGAUCUGCCCUUGCUGAAGGUGUCCGCUCCAGAAUUGGUGUCUGGAGUAUCUGGAGAGUCUGAACAGAAGCUCAGGGAGUUGUUUGACCUUGCAGUGAGCUCAUCUCCAUGUAUCCUGUUUAUUGAUGAGAUAGAUGCUAUAACACAGAAGAGAGAAAUGGCCUCCAAAGACAUGGAGAGAAGGAUUGUAGCCCAGCUCCUCACCUGCAUGGAUGACUUGAACAGUCUGACAUUUGCAACGCAGGUCCUGGUCAUUGGUGCUACCAAUAGGCCAGACUCCCUUGACCCUGCCCUCCGUAGAGCUGGACGCUUCGACAAAGAGAUAUGCCUAGGUAUCCCAGAUGAACCAUCUCGCUGCAGGAUUUUGAAGACUUUGUGUCGUAAGCUGAGGAUGCCGGAAGAUUUUGACUAUAGCAAGCUGGCCCGCCUCACCCCAGGAUAUGUGGGUGCGGAUCUCAUGGCACUUUGCCGCGAAGCUGCCAUGAAUGCUGUCAACAGGGUUGUGUUAGUAAAAGGACCACCACAGAAGAGCAAAACCAACGAACUCACCAAUGACUUAAAAAUGCCACUUGGGACCGACGCGGUGACAGACAAAGACAUGAGUGAAAACAUCAGCACAGCAUCAUCUCUAAAUGUACAGAACACAAACUCAGGAAUAGUGGCGGUUAAUCGGUUAUCUCAGGAUAACCCAGGACAUGAACAUCUGCCGGGUGACCUUUGGCACCUGCUGCAAUUGCUGAAGGACACUAAAACUCUGCCAGAGCAUGAGCUGACCAGCCUCUCUAUCAUCAUGUCAGACUUCGAGGCAUCUCUUUCUAGUGUGCAGCCUUCAGCCAAGAGGGAGGGCUUUGCGACUGUGCCAGAUGUCACCUGGGAUGAUGUGGGAGCCCUUCAUGAAAUAAGAGAAGAACUUACAAUGGCCAUCCUGGCGCCAGUACGUUCUCCUGAGCAGUUCAAGGCUCUAGGGUUGAAUGCACCAUCAGGAGUGCUGCUGGCCGGUCCUCCAGGCUGUGGAAAAACUCUUCUUGCUAAGGCAGUGGCCAAUGAAUCAGGUCUCAACUUCAUCUCUGUCAAAGGUCCAGAGCUCCUCAACAUGUAUGUUGGUGAAAGUGAGCGGGCUGUCAGACAAGUCUUUCAAAGGGGGCGCAAUUCUGCUCCUUGUGUCAUCUUCUUUGAUGAGGUUGAUGCUUUAUGUCCUCGACGUUCAGGCCAUGAGUCAGGAGCCAGCGUACGUGUGGUUAACCAGUUGCUAACAGAAAUGGAUGGCUUGGAAACGCGGCGACAAGUCUUUAUCAUGGCUGCAACUAACAGACCAGAUAUCAUUGAUCCUGCAGUACUGAGACCAGGUCGUCUCGAUAAAACAUUGUAUGUGGGUAUGCCACCCCCAGCUGACCGCCAUGCAAUUCUCCUUACCAUUACAAAGAGUGGAACCAGACCUCUGCUGGAGAAAGAUGUUAGUCUGGAAGAGAUUGCAUAUGAUGAACGCUGUGACUGCUUCACUGGUGCUGACCUGAUGGCGUUAAUGAGAGAAGCAUCAGUUAAUGCCCUGAAGGCCUACAUGAAGUCCAAGUGUAUUCAACCAUCUUCCUCUGGUCACACAUUCUCCUCUGGACCUGUCGCUGAUAUCAGAGUGAGCAAAAAUAAUGUGGAAGAUGCUUUCAAGAAAGUCAGACCAUCUGUGUCAAAAAAGGACCAGAGGAUGUAUGAUCAGCUGAAAGUCUCCCUGAGCAGCUAAAGGCAAGACCAAAACAAAAAAGGAUCACCAGCAACAGUUUACAAAUCAUCAAUAAUCAUGAAAUGCUGUGUGUCACUUUGUAAAAGAUGUAUUACAAUAAAGUGAUUUUUAAAACA